GGUUGAUCUGGUUUCUCAAUAACCUCGCCCACUGUUUUGGUUUUUUUUUGUCUGGCAGGUAAUUAUUAGUUCAAACAUUGUAACCAUCGAAAACCUUAUUAGUGACUUGAUGGCAACCUUUUCCAGCGCUGCCGCUGCAUCCCAGAGUGAGGCACUUGCUUGCCGGAUCAUUGCGACCAGGGCCGAGGUCGACGAAACCAUCAAGUCCUGGGAUGAUGCCAGACCACAGAGAGCCCACGUGGCCCUCCUGGCCGAGGAGAUUCACACCUUGUCCGCCAUGGCCGACAGUCUAACAGACGCCGUACGGAAGGCUCAGGUAGUAGCUCCCGCCGUCCAGCCGGCCUUGAUGCGCGCUCUCGACUCGGCCGAACGGGCCUGGGCCGUCAUGGAUAAACAAUUACGUCGGCUUAGAGAGGCCGACGCCGAUGUUGUUGUUGAUGGUGGCGUCGUGGAGGAUUACGAAAUGAUGAUGCAGGCUGACAUGGUACUUUAUGAAUUGUUUCGGGAACUAUUGCAAAUACAUGAUGUGGCGCGUCAAGCUACUAUAUUAAAUGGACCGGAUGCACAACGGAUCCUUGCCGGGUUUGACGACGCAUGCGAGGUUGUUCUCGCCCGACGAUCAGUCUUCAUGGAGAAGCCCACAUCACUGCGCAGCCAGAGCACCACCUCGCUGGUCUCGAGUCCGUCAACACAAUCCACCCCGACGAGUCCAGACCCCCCGACCCCGACAGCAAUCGCCGGUCCUGCUGUUUGUCCAUCAAAGGGCAAGGGCGGCAGUUUCUUUGGUGGUCUCUCGCAAUCCUUCCAGGCCAUGACGGCCAACUUUCGCUACAAGCCAGAGCCGCUGGUGUCAGCCCUCUGUCAAUCCGCUACUCGUGGUGAUGUCCAACAGGUCAAGGGUUUGAUCCAAGGUGGCGCCAACGUCGACGGCCGCAACGAGGACCGCAAGACGGCCUUGAUCUGCGCCAUCAUGGCUGAGCAGGCCACCACCGUCCAGUGGCUCCUCGACCACGGCGGCGCAAGCGUCAGGGCACGCGAUGGGGGAGGCACAAAAGCAAAGCCACCUCUUUACCAUGCCGUGCGUACCGGCAACUCAGAACUCGUCACAUUAUUACUCCACCGUGGCGCCGAGGUCAACGCCAAAAGCUCAAUGGGCCAGUCGUAUCUAGUCGAGGUCGUCCAAAGCGGCAACGUCGACAUGCUGCAACUGCUCUUGAGCCACGGCGGCGACUCCAACGCACGCGACGUCACCGGCCGUGCACUACUGGUCCAUGCAGUCAACGCCGGCAAUCUCGAGACGGCAAGACAGCUGCUUGUCCACGGCGCCGACGCCAACGUUCGCGACUACAGCGGCCAAGCCGUCCUCAACCUCGCCGCCACCAGCAUCCCCAUGCGAAUGGAACACGUCACACUCCUCCUCGAACACGGGGCCGACCCAAACGUCCGUGACCUCACAGGCCAGCCACUGUUGGUUCACUCGGUCUCGUCCGGCAAGAAAGACCUGGCCCGCAUGCUGCUCGCCAAAGGCGCCGACCCCAACGUCAGAGACCUCUACGGCCGCACCGUGCUGCAGCUGCUCGUCAAGCAGCGCGACCUCGACCUGAUCCGCGUCCUCCUCGAGCACGGAGUCUCUCCCAACCAGCUCGUCGACACAACCGGCUCAUCCGCCGGCGAGACCCUGCUGCUACACGCCAUCGGAUCCGGUGACGACGACCUGGCCGAGCUGCUGAUCAAGCACGGUGCCGACCCCAACGCCAGGAGCAAGCAGGGCCACACCCCGCUCAUGCAGGCGCUGCAGCGCGGGCCCGCCAAGGACUCGCUCGUCGCCCUGCUGGUCGAGGCGGGCGCCAGCCCGAACAUGGAGGGGCUGUGCUCGCCGCUCGUGUUUGCUGCCGCCAGCGGGAGGGGCGACAUGGUGCAGCUGUUGAAGUCGUACGGUGCGGCGGCUGAGCACGACGUACCGCCCGCGAGGGGUGGUGGGGGCUCGAGCCCGAGCCCUCGGCCGGUCAAUGAUGCCCCCGCUGCUGCUGCGGCUACCACGUCGGCCAUUCCUGAAAAUCCCGAUGUUCCCCCGCCGGAUUAUGAGAGUAUACACGUUAGGAAGCUGGGACCUGGGGUGGGGUGAGGCCUGUUGGUUAUCUUUCAAAUGUGUCUUUCAUUUCGAACAAGCGUUUACGUAUAUUAAUCUAAUGGAAAUAACUUGAGUAAAUGAUGUGG
Messenger RNA from Pyricularia grisea, 2217 nucleotides. RefSeq lists its product as uncharacterized. The transcript has 2 exons. The coding region runs from base 110 to 2125 and encodes 671 amino acids. Gene Ontology annotation, cellular component: cytoplasm. The record is from RefSeq and is a predicted model, not a curated record. Lineage: Eukaryota; Fungi; Ascomycota; Sordariomycetes; Magnaporthales; Pyriculariaceae. Gene Ontology annotation, molecular function: protein binding.